This is a messenger RNA of Mobula hypostoma (lesser devil ray), 1492 nucleotides long. It is a transcript of the gene ptx4, whose product is annotated as pentraxin-4. The coding region runs from base 122 to 1492 and encodes 456 amino acids. Lineage: Eukaryota; Metazoa; Chordata; Chondrichthyes; Myliobatiformes; Myliobatidae. The transcript is spliced from 3 exons. The record is from RefSeq and is a predicted model, not a curated record.
UGAAAACGUAAUUCAUUUCAAAGAUAGACAUGCCUUAUAUAAAGCAAGAUUGCUUGCCAUAGCGAGCCAUCUCCCGGGUUUGUUAUCGGUCUGCACUGACGGGGGUGACAGAGGAAUCCUAAUGUUAAACAUGGGUUUCAGCAAAAAGCUUAUUUGGAUUUUCCUGAUGUGGAUCUGUUGUAACCUACGUAUGACAUGCUCACAAUACACUGAGGGUGUAAAACAGAGGAAACCGUUUUUCGAACGCUUUCGGCGUCUGGAAGAGCAGUUCCGCCGAUUUCAAGAAAUUAGCUUGACACGUUUGCAAAUAAUUUCUGAGAACUUCAAUGCGUCUUCUAACCUGGACGUUCGCCUUCAAUUGCUGACAGAGCAAUACAAUAAUAUCUCGGCAAUGAUGCAGGGCUUCCAAACGGUUACAGAAAACGACAUCAGGAGCUUGAAAUCAUGGAUCAAAAAACUACAAAAGGAAACCAGGAAGAUUGACCUGAAAAUGUCAACCUUGGAGAAAGUCCUCAAUGAGCGAAGCAAGCAAAUCUUAAAAGACAAGAAAGUACAGAGCGAGAUCACGUCUAACCUGACAGCCGAAGUAAAACAUCAGAGGAAUGAAAUCAAUUCUUUGGCUGCGGGCAAGAAGAAACUGCAAAAGGAAAUAGAGAGCAUUCAAGAAGUUGUUAAGGGGCAACAUAUUAAGAUAGCAAGGUUUCAGGAACAGAUGAAGAGUGCUUUGCAGAAUGACGCGCUCUUGGCCAAACCCAGUUCCGUCGACUUGUCAGAGCCGCGAGUCCACCAUGCCAAGUCCUUUAACCAGUCGCCCAGGGGCAAGCAGCGAAUGCCCAGAAAAGAAGGGUCAAUCUGUAAUGUGAAAUCAAUGAUGCAUUUUCCCAAUUCUUCCAUUGAAAAUUAUGCAACUUUCAGCAGAGGCUUUUCAACUGGGCUCUUUGAAAUGACUAUCUGCUCUUGGAUCAGCACCAAUUCAAAUUACUUGGGAACCAUAUUAUCCUAUGCCACAGAAGAUAAUGACAACAAAUUGGUACUGCACGGCAGAAAUACAAGCAAACAAAGCACUAUUCAUUUCGUAAUUGGAGAUCCAGCAUUCAGGGAACUUCCUGUGAUUCCACUCUUAGAUGGCCGCUGGCAUCAUGUCUGCAUUAUAUGGUCUUCCUUUGAGGGUAGAUACUGGUACUAUAUAGACAGACGUCUGAUAGCAGCUGGAUCCAAAUUUCAAAAAGGAUAUGAGAUUCCAGCUGGUGGAAUACUUAUAAUAGGUCAGGAACAGGAUAAAAUGGGAGGGGGAUUUGAUAAUACUGAGUCCUUUGUGGGAAGUUUGGCUGGAUUUACAAUUUGGAACCGUGCUUUGUCUCCUGGGGAAAUCUCGGGCAUUACUACAGGAAAGGCAUUACCUGGAGGCAGAGUUUUAACUUUCAAUGAUAUUUCCACUCUCAGUGGUGCUAUUCAGCAUUUUAAUUGUACAUGCCUAGAUGAUUGUUAUUAA